This is a messenger RNA of Lepisosteus oculatus (spotted gar), 1613 nucleotides long. Lineage: Eukaryota; Metazoa; Chordata; Actinopteri; Semionotiformes; Lepisosteidae. The record is from RefSeq and is a predicted model, not a curated record.
AGAGAGAGAGCAGCAAACAGGCACAGGAGCAGAGCUGAGAGACAGCUACUGCUGCAGACACGGGGCUGCGUCGGUGCUGAAGGAGGAGGGGAGGAGACGGAGGAGGAGGAGGGUGGAGGGGGUGAAAAAGAAAGAGGGAGGCUAAUGAUACUGGCACACUCGGCUUCCUGGGAGCACAUCUGUAAUGUGAGAGCAGCCCUAUCCAGUGCGGAGCCCAACACUGCUGCUGAAAGAUGUCAUGGCGUCCGCAGUACCGAAGCUCCAAGUUUCGAAAUGUUUACGGCAAAGUGGCAAACAGGGAGCACUGCUUCGAUGGGAUCCCCAUCACCAAAAACGUCCAUGACAACCACUUCUGCGCUGUCAACACCAAGUACCUCGCCAUCGUGACAGAGAGCGCCGGAGGAGGGUCUUUCCUGGUCAUCCCCUUGGAGCAGACAGGCCGCAUCGACCCCCACUACCCAAAGGUGUGCGGUCACCAGGGCAACGUGCUGGACGUCAAGUGGAACCCCUUCAUCGAUAACAUCAUCGCAUCCUGUUCUGAGGACUCCUCCGUGCGGAUAUGGGAGAUCCCGGAAGGGGGGCUGAAGCGCAACAUGACGGAGGCCGUACUGGAGCUGUACGGGCACAGCCGGCGCGUCGGCCUCAUCGAGUGGCACCCCACCACCAACGGCAUCCUGUUCAGCGCCGGGUACGACUACAAGAUCCUCAUCUGGAACCUGGACAUCGGCGAGCCGGUGAAGAUGAUCGACUGCCACACGGACGUCAUCCUCUGCAUGUCCUUCAACACGGACGGCAGCCUGCUGGCCACCACCUGCAAGGACAAGAGGCUGCGCGUCAUCGAGCCGCGCUCUGGGGACGUGCUGCAGGAGGCGAACUGCAAGAACCACAAGGUUAACCGCGUGGUGUUCCUGGGCAACGUCAAGCGGCUGCUGACCACAGGCGUGUCCCGCUGGAACACCCGGCAGAUUGCACUCUGGGAUCAGGAGGACCUAUCCAUGCCAAUCAUAGAGGAGGAGAUAGAUGGGCUAUCAGGGCUUCUCUUCCCUUUCUACGACGCAGACACGCACAUGCUCUACCUGGCUGGAAAGGGAGACGGAAAUAUUCGAUACUACGAGAUCAGCACAGAGAAACCCUACCUCCAGUACCUCAUGGAAUUUAGAUCCCCAGCCCCACAGAAAGGACUUGGUGUGAUGCCAAAGCACGGCCUGGACGUGGCCGCCUGUGAAGUCUUCCGAUUCUACAAGCUGGUGACGCUGAAGGGGCUGAUCGAGCCCAUUUCCAUGAUUGUGCCAAGGAGGUCAGAGACGUACCAGGAGGACAUCUACCCAAUGACUCCAGGAACAGAGCCAGCCCUUUCCGCCGAUGAGUGGCUGAGCGGGAUCAACCGAGACCCAGUACUGAUGUCCCUGAGGGAGGGGUACCGGCGGCCCUCGCAGCUGGUCUUCAAGGCCCCGGCGAAGGAGAAGAAGAGCGUCGUGGUGAACGGCAUCGACCUGCUGGAAAACGUGCCUCCCCGGACCGAGAACGAGGUGAGGUGGCUCAUGGGGAUCCUGGGGUGGGGCGGUGAGCCCCAUGUCUCACACACUUGGUCAGCCUGAAGCCCUCACUGUCAA